UUGAUUCAAUUUAAUGUAUUAUUGUUUUUACUGUGACUGUAGAACAAUUGCAUUUAAUGUGUAAUUUAAAUUGUGAGAAAUAGCAAUAAUAUUGAUUGAAUUUUGAUUAUAAGUAUACUUAUAAUCUAUAUUCAAAAACAUUUGUUUAAAAUAUAUAAUAUUAAUAGGUCUGCUAAUUGUAAUUAAAAAUUGUAAAGGUCUUAUUGACAAAUUUUAGUUUUAUGCUUAACCAAUUCUUAGCAUUUGUGUGACGGUAUAUUAUAGUAUUGUAUAUAUAUAUUAUAUAUGAAAAAAUAUAAAAUAUGUAAAGAUGAUAUAUAAAAAAAUGUUAAGCGAGGAAUUCGUUUUUCACCAUUAUAAGAAUGUAUUGCCAAAUUUCCAAAUCACAGGCUAACUUUCAACUAAGUAUGCUUGAAUUAGUAUGCUUACAGUCAAAGCUACAUUUUGUAAAGUUAUUAGCUCAAAGUUGGACGCACGAAUGGCUAGUACACUUACUGGAAUUAGAUAGUAAUGUACUAGAAUCUGUAAUUUUACAAGUAUCAGAUAAGUACUGUCACACUAUAUAAUUUUAUUAAAUAUUAAGUAAUAAUGAAUUCUCGAUAAUUCUGUAUCAAACGAUAAAAUUAUAGUAGAAGCGUCCGUUGUUUCGUAGAAUUUGCGUUGUUCUUUAAAAUUAUCCUAAGAAAUUAAUCUAAAAAUAAAGUCCAUAGGAGUUGAAAAGAAUAGACAUUACGUGUUGUGUUAUAAGUUCAAAUAUUUAAGUUUCUCGACAAGUGGAAUUGGUUAACAAAGUUCGAAGUCUGCAACGUUUCCAGUCACGUAUAUAUAGGAAUUUGCAAUAAGCAAGUGAGAAUAGAAAGAAAAAAGGGAGACAAGCGCUUGGAAAUACACGAUCGGAUACGCAGAUUGAGGGAGCUGCGUCGCAUCGGCUUACAUUCGAUUGUCGCGAUUUUAUGAAAGCAUUUUAUCGUCGAUAGAGAACGCGCGACUCACGGACGGGGUGGACAUUCGUAAAGUACGGCUAUCGUUAACUCUUAAGUAGGUAUAGUUGUCAGGCGUUGCAGCGCGACUCGCAAUAAGAAUGAAAACUGCAACUAGUUAGAGUACGUCGAAACAGUGAAAUUGAAAAAUGAGAAACCGUGAAUCUACGGACAGUGACGGUUCUCCAGCCCCUAAAAGACCAAAAUGCAUGAUUACCUAUUCGCUAAUAGAAUUAUUCGUCAACUACAUAUUAUCACCAGAGCCAAUUUCACCGGAAGAAAUUCAGGAAUGCAUAAUGUAUUUAACACUCGAAUCGACCGAUUAUGUGAUUGCGACUGAGAUUCAGUCGAAGGUGCGGAAAAAAUUAAAAUAUAUAUUGCCUGUUAUACUAGAGUGCAACGGAAAUAUCAAUUAUGCAGACAUUUAUGGGCAAACGAUUCUUCAUGUUUUCGUUAUGCAUUACUCUGAUAAAAGCAUUUUUACAAAGAUUGAGCGAUCCAAAGAUCAAGAAAUCGUGGAGACCCUGAUAAAAAAAGGAGCCUCGGUGAACGUCCUCGAUCUGACCGAGAACACUCCAAUUCAUUACGCAGCGAUAAAUCAUAGAGCCGAUUUGAUUCUGUUGAUGCUCGGAAGGUUCACCAACGUCAAUGCUGUGAACGGCUCCGGAUACUUGGUUCUGCACGAGCUCGUAGACGAUUACAUUGAGGAUCCCGAUGAUCGCAUCGUCGAGGCUGUUCGUAUUUUGGUGUCCAAAGGUGCCGAUUAUCGAACGGUCAAAAACAAAAUGGACAUCGCGCCUUUGGAUAUGGCCAUUAAGAACGGCCUGAUCAAUAUCAUCGAGGCUUUUCAAAUGAGAGAUGCCGAUCCCAGGUUGCUGCUCGAAAUCUGCAAGAACGCGGACAGCUGGUCGCAUUAUCCGGACGAGAUGCAGCACCUCGACCGCGUGCUGGAUCUGGAACGGGGCGUGAACGAGUACAGCGACAAGUUCAUGACGCCGCUGCACUACGCUGCGCAAUACGGUCGCAAGAACGAAGUCGUGCUGUUCGUGAACGCGGGCGCGAACAUCGAGGCCGCGACCUGCGACGGCGUGACGGCGCUGCACCUGGCGGUGAUGAGAGGCCAGGUAGAGAUAGCGCGAUACCUGAUCGAGCGCGGCGCCAACCUACGGGCGAGGGACCACGUCUUCGACUUCGGACUGCUGCACCUGGCCGCGCUGCAGAGCAACCGAGACGUCGUCGGCCUGCUGAUGGACAACGGCCUGAGCGUGCACGACGGCGGCCGCGACGGCUUCACCCCACUGCACGUCGCCGCGGCGAUCGGCAACGAGUGGGCGAUGAGGUGCUUCAUCGGCCACGGCGCGGACACCAGGUGUCGCACGAACGUGAGGCGGUCGACGGUGCUGCACCUGGUUGCGGCGGGCUGCUUCGAAAAUCUGGAGCAGCUGUUCUCCGGCGAGUACAGCGUCGUUUACGAGACCUACCUCCUCGGCAAAGCCACCUUCCAGUCGAGGCGCGACGAGUCCAUCAAUCUGAUACUCCAGAUCGGCGCCAAUCCCAACGCCAGGGACUCCCUGAUGAAGACACCGCUGCACUACGCGGCGGACAAUCACGAGCGCCAUCCCGACGCCCCGAGGAUCCUGCUGACCCUGCUAAGGUACGGUGCUCGCGUCGACGUACGAGGCAUCGACGAGAGAUCGCCCAUCGUCAGCUGCCAGCGGGUGCCCGACUCCUGCGGCAUGAAGGAGCUGAUCAGGUACGGGGCGGACAUCGACGACAUCGACUUUUUCACUAGAAACGAUUAUCUGGAGAAGCAGCGCUACAACCUGCUGCACCACCUCAAGCUUAUGCACGCGGCGGAUUUGCCGAUGAAGCCCGACCACAGCAGGCAUUACAACCACUGCCUUCGUGAAAUGGACCGCAUGCUGGCGGUGCGCCGCGCGAACCCCAUCUACGAGCAGCUGUUUCGCAAUCGAAACGACUUCUAUAACAGCAUUACCCUCGAAGUGGCGGCGCUCAAGGCUCAUCGACUGAUGAACGAAGACACGACGCUCUAUGACUUUCUCCACAUGAACAUUAAACAUCGUAGCUAUUAUGUCAACUACGUUCUGUCUCUUGAUCUGGAGAUUCGGUAUCCGAUUUACCAAGCGCUCAUCGAAAAUUUCUGUCGUCGGGCUAUCAAUCGACAGACCAUCGUGUCUUUAGGGAUAGCCACUCUCAAUCGACUUCUUACUUUCAAUCUUCCGGUUAUUUGUUCGGAGAAAAUAUUUCACUUUAUGACCUUGCCGCAAAUAACAGCUUUUAUUGAUCGUAUGGAAGACUUCCUAUACUCAGUGCAUGACAUCACGGAGAAAUUAUAUAUGAAAAUGUCAGACAGAAAACAUUAUAAAAAGGGCAGAACAGCUGACAGGACAUUAGAAUGUCCUGAAAAUAAUAGUGUACUAUUUUUAUUUGUCCACUACGUAGCAGUAAUAGACUCACAUGAUCAUACGAUACCAGAAGUCAGCGAAUGUGUACGAAUUCUAGAAAACAAAAUCACUGAUAACCUAACUCCAUUUCAAAAUUUCGUGAUCAGUAAAUUAAUUUAUUUGAUUCCAAUUGUGCUGGAAUGUAACAAUGAUAUAAAUUUCAAAGAUGCUUGCGGGAGAACAAUCCUCCACAAUUUCAUUAUUUACAGUUGUGACAGCCGUAUUUCUUCGAAUGAAGAUCAUCAUGUAUGCGAAGAAAAAAUCGUCGAGGCAUUGAUGAAAAAAGGAGCUUCGGUUGACGUUGUUGAUGCGAUAGGGAACACUCCAGUCCAUUACGCAGCGAUUAAUCGAAGAAUUGAUUUAGUUAUUCUGAUGCUCGAUAAUUUCACCAACGUCAAUGCUUUCAACGCUGUUGGAUUGCCAGUUUUGCACACGCUUCUCGAGAUUUACAGAGAAGUUCCCGAGGAUGUGAUCGUUGACGCCGUACAAAUUUUGAUAUCCAAGGGCGCCGAGUUCAGAGUGCUCAGAACCUUAUUCCGUGCGACGCCCUUGAAUCUGGCUAUCACUCACGGCAUGAUAAAAAUCUUAGAGGCUUUCGGAAUCAACGACAGGAAUUACCAAAACUUGCUGUUCCGACUCUGCGAACGUUCGUUCGCGUGGGUGAAUGUACCAUGGGAAAUACAGGAGCUCGGUAACAUAGUGAAUCUCCGAGAAGAGGUGACGAAGGAGGACCCUAACACUUGGUGGACGCCACUGCAUUACGUCUCAGAGUCUGGCCAAAUAGAAGCAGUUCAAUUGUUUCUGGACGCGGGUGCAAAUAUCAACGCUUUUAACAGCGAUCAUAUGACGCCGCUACAUUUGGCAGUGUUAGGGGGACACGUGCAGUUAACCGAGUAUCUAAUAGAUCGCGGUGCCGAUUGGCAUGCAAGAGCAAGUCAUUAUCAUUUCAGCCUCCUUCAUUUGGCUAUCUUGAGUGGUAGUCCAUGCAUGAUCGCGCAUUGUCUGAAAAUGGGAUUCCCCGCAAUUAUCGAAACCCCACACGGGGUGCAGCCGUUGCACGUGGCAGCGCUGUUAGGCGACCCUCGGAUGAUCCAGAUUUUGCUCCAGUGUCGCGCCGACGUUCACUGUCGGAUAUAUCCGGUGCGGUAUACAGCGCUACAUUUGAUUCUGCUCCAGAACCAAUUCCGUUUUUUCAAAGCAUUGAGCAACUGUCCCUGCGAUGCAUUUGAUGCUGUUUUUCACAGGCGCUUCAGAACGGCAGAUCUGCAGCGCUGCAUGGUAGUGCUGCUGCAAGCCGGAGCUAACGUGAACGCCAGGGAUGCGAAUCGGAAAACGCUCUUGCACCACGCCGUCAGGAUUGACGAAAACAAAAACUUGGCGCGGACGGCCCAGCGACUUUUAAUAGAGUAUGGCGCUUGGCUCGACGCGCAUUGCAGUAUAGGGGAGAUACCUAUCGACUUGUAUUUUAUAAAGGCGCGUAUGUACCCGGUGACGAGGUUUCUUGAUUCUCACUGCGAUAAAACAGAUGUUUGUAUUUAUGAUGUCAUGGAUGCUUUGUACAAAAUACGCGACCAUCCUUUCUUAAGGUAUUAUCAGCUCAUGGUAGCGAUGGGUUUUACAUUUUCCAAGAGGCACCAAAUAAUGAUUAAUAUGUCGAUGAAUCAACCAAACAGAGAUCUAUUGAAAGAACAGAUUGAAAUAACGAAACUAAAGUCGGUUAUGCUCAAUAAGAAAAUUACAUUAUACGCAUUUUUACACAUGAAUUCAAGGAAUCGCAGUAGAUACGCGAAUCUGGUACUUAAGAUGAAUUUAAAAAAAGAGUUUCCGAUUUAUAAAAGUAUAAUAGAGAAUCGCUGUCGUCAAUCCAUCAAUAGCAGGAUGAUUUUAAAAGAUACAAAACCUCUCUUUGAUCAAAUCAUUCAGUAUCCGUUGCCGGACAACUGCUUUGAAUUAAUUUUCAGCUUCCUGAAUUGGGACGACGUGGCUUUCUACAUUUCAAACAAACGCCUUAUCUGCGUAUCCGUGAAAAAGCGAUCGAUUAGUAUACACCUCGAUCAAACGAGUUUUAAAUACUUCCGCGUGUCGCCGACGUCUUCAAGAGUGAGGGAGACAUCUGUGCGAUUGGCAAUGGAAUUCCAUAGAUACAUCGAUGUCGAUUCGAUAUCUGAGCAACGAAAAUGGAACAAAGACAACUCGUUGCUCUAUUUGUUUAUCGACUACUUACUAGAAAGUCACAAUUACUCUUCCACUGACGUGGACAGAUGCAUCGAUUGGCUACAAUCGCAAAGCAGCGCGGGAACUGAAUUUCAAAUGACAGUGAAAAACAAACUGGAGCCCGUACUGAAAAUGUUACUGGAAGCCGGGAACAACGUGAACUUCUCAAAUCGCCUCGAAGAAACGGUUCUCCGUGUUUUUCUGUCGAAGUACGCGCAAUACAGCACAAACGCGUGCAAAGAUCGAGAAAUGAUCGAGGCUUUAUUGAGAAAGGGAGCGUCGGUCGACGUCGUAGACAGCAUCGGCUACACUCCGCUUCAGUACGCGACGACGAUUCGCAGGCCAGAUUUGCUUCGGCUAAUGUUGGACCACUCCGAUGAUUUGAAUGCUCGCAACUCGCUCGGCCACACGGUGCUGCACCUACUUGUCUACAGUUACGAGCAGCAGCCCAGCGAGCUCCACCUCGAAGUCAUGCGCGAGCUGUUAUCCAAGGGCGCGGACGUCAGGGCUACGAACAAAAAGGGACUGACGCCAGUGCACCUGGCAAUACAGAACGGUCUUAUCCAGGUGUUGCUGACUUUCGCGGCAAGCGGGAUUCAAGUUGCGGAUUACAUAGGUGACGAUUCCAAUCUGCUGCUGCACCUUUGUAAACAUAUCGUUCACUGGACACGCAGCGUCGAUGAGUUGGAGGCGUUUGACCGCCUCGUCGACCUUGGCAAAGACGUCCACAGCCGAUCGAGAGUAUUCUACCUCACGCCGUUGCAUUUCGUCUCGCAAGUAGAUCGAGCCGAGGUCGUCGAACUGCUGUUGACAGCCGGUGCGGAUAUCAACGCGAUAAGCGUGGACGGUGUAACGCCGUUGCACUUAGCUGCUCUGCGGGGUAGUUCAACCGUAGUGGAAUACCUGAUGCAAUGUGGCGCUGACGUUCACGCCCGAGACGAAAUGAGUGGCUUUGGACUGAUGCACAUGGCGGUGUUGAGUGGUGAUAAAGGCAAGUUGAAUUUGCUGAUAGAGAAUAGAUUUGAUGUUAAUGUUAAAAGUAAGCACGGACUUACACCGCUCCAUUUGGCAGUGAUAAUGAACGAUCACAAGAUGUUGAAAUGUCUGAUCGAGCAGUAUAUUAAUUUUCGAGGUUCGAUGAGGCAGAUGGGAAUGUUGCGAUUGAAUUCGAUUGACAUGGAUUGCACGGAUUCCAAGAUUCUCAUCGGCGCUGAUGAGAAUGUAGGAGAGCUAAGUCUGGUUAGUCAGUAUAUAAAAUCUAUGAAUGUAUCAGCGACGCAUCUGGAAACAUUGAAAAUGCUGUUGAUGGAAGCUGGAGCUAACGUCAACGCCAAAGAUUCCUCGCUGAAAAAUCUAUUGCAUUACGCUGCACUUCAAAAAGACAGUAAGCUUGAUCUUCUUUUGAGCUUUGGUGCUCACAUGGAUGUGAAGGACAUUGAUGGCAAGUCACCUUUACAGAACGUUCUCGACUCUGGCAAUCUGAGAGGACUGAAUGAAUUAUUGAGAUUCGGUGCGAAUUUGGAUCAAAUUUCAGUGCAUAAUUUUAACGAAUGGACUGGGGAUAUUAAAAAUCAUCUAUACGAUUACCUGACCCAACUCGAAGUCGUUGACUUAUCGAUUUCAGAUGUUUAUAAGCAACGCCUUUUAAGUCAUCUUCGACGUACGAGGAUGGAUCGCUAUCAAGAGAAAUGCGAGAAAGAAGUAACCAGGUUGAAAAGUUAUUAUUUAACAGGCAGUAAGAUAAGCUUGCACGAUUUCCUUCAUAUGAGUUCGAGGCGUCGAUUGACUUUUGCUCAAACUGUGCUGUCUCUUAAUUUAGAAGUAGAAUUUCCAAUUUAUAGAAAUAUUAUCGAGGCUUACUGUCGUGAAACCAUGCAUAGAAACAUGUUAAUGAAACAAGCAGGAUCGGUUUUGUGUCAACUUACCGGUGUUAAUUUUCCUGACAUUUGUACUGAUCAUAUUUGUUGUUAUUUGGAUAACAGACAUUUAAUAAUUGUGAUUGAUAGUUUGGAUGUGGUCGUUAAUACUAUAUAA
This is a messenger RNA of Phymastichus coffea, 7693 nucleotides long. RefSeq lists its product as uncharacterized. The transcript has 6 exons. The coding region runs from base 1130 to 7693 and encodes 2187 amino acids. The record is from RefSeq and is a predicted model, not a curated record. NCBI's taxonomy places the organism in Eukaryota, Metazoa, Arthropoda, Insecta, Hymenoptera, Eulophidae. Gene Ontology annotation, molecular function: protein binding.